This is a messenger RNA of Nicrophorus vespilloides, 3008 nucleotides long. It is a transcript of the gene adp, whose product is annotated as WD and tetratricopeptide repeats protein 1. The record is from RefSeq and is a predicted model, not a curated record. Gene Ontology annotation, molecular function: protein binding. Gene Ontology annotation, biological process: negative regulation of fatty acid biosynthetic process. Lineage: Eukaryota; Metazoa; Arthropoda; Insecta; Coleoptera; Silphidae. Gene Ontology annotation, cellular component: cytoplasm; Cul4-RING E3 ubiquitin ligase complex. Bases 486 to 2318 code for a protein of 610 amino acids. The transcript is spliced from 7 exons.
GAUUACUGAAAUAACAUGUUAAAAUUUAAACAAAGUUGGCUCGUUUCAGACUUGACAACGUCGUGGCGAAGACGAUGUUGCGUGUUGUGAAAUUUCAUUUGUCAUCGAGUGUCAUGAAAGGUGAUAAUAAACAUUAGUCCUGCUGCUGCUGCUCCUCAGAUCCUUCAGGUAAAAACAAUCGUCGAAAUUCCAACAGGACGGUGACAGGACAGGAGCCAUCGCGGAUGAUCCCCAUCGAUGCGAUGUUAUAACGAGACAUCUCGACUCGACGACGUAUAAUGAGGUUGUUUUUCGAGUUCUAAUCUUUGCGCAAAACGCAACGAAAAAAAAAAAAAAGAAAAUCGAAACAACAAAAAACACAUGAUUGCGAAAGAGAGCGAGAGAGCGAAACAGACAGAGACAAGGUAGCAGUGUUUGUCAAAAAGUUUCACCAUUGUCUCUCAGUUUUCUCCUUGUCUUUACUUUUGUGUUUGCCCAAUUUAAAUAUGGAUGAGAUGGAGAAGCCGGACCUCCUGUGGGACACUGUCAAUGUGAACACGAACAUUGCGAAGCUCCUUGCUGGUAGGGAGCUGGGUGAGGACAAGGGUACAGCGAUGCAGAAGAAGUUCCACUUCACAACUUCUUUGCUGAAGAGAUUUGCCUUGGAGUCGCAGCUGGAGGGGCAUCAGGGCUGUGUCAAUUGUUUGCAGUGGAGUGCUGAUGGCAGGUAUCUGGCAUCAGGCUCGGAUGACACGAAUGUCAGGAUCUGGGAUCCGUUUGCGAACAGGUGCUUGCAUGUGAUACCCACCAAACAUGUUGGUAAUAUAUUCUCGGUUAAAUUUGUUGGUGAUGGAUCUAUGGUGGCUACUGGGGCUGGAGACUGUAAAGUCAUUGUGCAGAGCAUCGAAAAUAAUGAGAAGCAGGCUAUCAUGGACUGCAUCUGUCAUGCUGGAAGGGUCAAAAGGUUGGCCACUGCACCUGAUCAGCCUCAUUUGUUCUGGACUGCAGCAGAGGAUGGCUUAAUUCUACAAUACGAUUUGCGAGAGCAGCACGAUUGUCUGAAAUGCAACACGGUGUUCGUCAAUUUGAGUGAGGUAACCGAACUAAAAUGCAUCACCGUGAAUCCGACGAAGCCGCAUCUGAUCGCAGCUGGGGCGAACGACAGUUACGUGAGGCUCUACGAUCGCAGGAUGAUCAAAACAACGAAGUGCCAGGUGAGGAUGGGCGUUCGCACUUCCGAAUUCCAGGAUGCGAACUGCGUGCAGUACUACGCACCCGGACACCUAGCUAAAGAUAACGGCGGAGAGCACAGCUACAAGUUGGCCGCCACCUACGUAACCUUCGACUCGACGGGGAACGACCUCCUGGUGAACAUGGGCGGCGAACAUAUAUACCUCUUCAACAUAAACGACAACCGUCACGUCAAUCAGAUGAGCGCUCCGGACUGCCUGCCGAAACCUAAGAAGCUACCGCCGAUCAAACCCUGCUGUCUCACCAAAGACGAUAACAAGAUGAAGUCCGAGCACGAGUACAAUUACAAGAUAGUCAAUAAGAAGGCGUGCGCCUGCGAUUACAUAUGCCGAGCGAGGCGGCUGUUCUUGAGAAAAUGGAUUGGUGAUAUGUAUUUUGCAGCGCGCGACUAUCUGCACACCGUGCAGCAGUGGCCCGAUUGCGAGAUGGCAUACUUCGGACUUAUCGAGUGUCUGAUCAGCCUGAAGUGGCCCGAAGAAGCUACCAAUUGGAUAAAUCACUUCCAGGCGAAGUUCCCGCACAACUCGGAGAUCUGCAAUUACUUGCAGGUGGCAGUGAACAAGCUGAGCGCUUCGCCGAAGCCGUCUGCCGACGAGUUAUCCGAAACCAUCGAGGUGAUGGAAGUUCUGACGGUGAGCGAUGAGGAGAAGGCGAUGCGCUUGAACUCGAUCGAUUUCGAGUCGAGAUAUAUCGGGCACUGCAACACGACGACGGACAUCAAGGAGGCCAACUUCAUGGGUGAUGAUGGUAACUUUAUUUGCGGCGGCUCCGAUGACGGUAUGAUCUUCAUAUGGGAUAGGAAGACCAGCAAUCUUCUGACUAGAUUCGAGGCUGACAAAUCGAUCGUCAAUUGCGUCCAGCCGCAUCCCAGCAUCAGCUGCAUCGCUUCCAGCGGCAUUGAUCCGGUCGUUAAGAUUUGGGCGCCCAAGGAUGAGGACGACAAGAAUUACACCAAUCGCUGUAAAGAUCCGUGGAGCGCGCUCAGGGCCAACCAGGACCGCAUGAAGAUCAGCCCGUUCGAGACGAUGCUCAUGAAUAUGGGCUACAACAAUCCUCACACGCACGUGGGUACCUGCCGCACUAGUUAAUCAAUCAAAUUAAUAAGAAACGCGAUCCGGUUCGUUUUUCACCACACGCCGUUUCGUUAACAAUACAUUUUUGUUGUGUUUCCUUGCAGUUUCUUGUAAUUGAUUCGAAACGAUUAUUUUUUUUCAAAUUAUCAUUUUGCCCUAUUGAUUAUAUUCUAUUUUUUUGUUUUGUUUUGUCUGUUUUCGUUACGCAAACAAAAGGAAGGAGUUUAGUUGAGAAAAAAUCGAUAGUUUGUUGUUAGAGGACCGGAGCUGCGAGAAGAAGACGUUCAUUUUUUUUUGUUUUUUGUUUCUGUUUAUAUAUAUAUAUAAAUAUAUAUAUGUACAAUUACGUAUAUAUAUAAAAUAUUGCGACGAGGCGAACGAACACGCAAGAGAGUUUUGCAAUAGAAAUUUUCUCUUUUUGUUGUUGUUGGUGAGUGUCGAAUUCAUCAGAUUGACAACAACUGUAAGAGAUGGAUUCGCGAUGGACAUAUUUUUGUACACUGGAUGAAGAAACGAUUUAUGAAAACAAAAAGAAUAUAAUGUAGAAAGUGGAGAAUCCUCAUUACUUUAUUAAUUAUUUUGAUUGUCUGUUUUGUUCCAUUUUCUCUUGCCGUUCGAUAACUACAACUUUUCUGCUCAAGUACCAUAUAAAUAUAUUCGUAUUUUGAUGUAUUUCAUGUCUCAGAUCAAGCGUACAUUUUUUUU